AUGAAGUGGUGUAUGGCAAUUCGUUGUAUUAAAGCAAGCUCGGCUGCACUUCGACACCAUCAUGAAGCUUAUGACGCUGAGCUGAAGACGUUGCUAGAGUUUCUAGACCACGAAGACGUAUUGGUGGCGUAUGCUGCAAAGGAGGAGCUUCGGAAGGUUCUUAUUAACGACAAAAUUACUGAGACUAGUUGUGCCAACGAGAUCGUCAGAGCUUUUAUAUUGAUGUCGACUACGAAUUGGAGACGGGAGGCCAGUGGAUUCCGAUUCCAAUUGCUGCGACAACUUCUUAAUGUGAAAAAGGGGAAACAGCUGACGGAAGGAGGUAGUGCCGAUGAGGAAGGCCAAUUAGGAUGUAUUGUGGAGCACCCAUAUUUACACACAGUGCUGGUGAAUCUAGUGCAGGUAGGAGAUAUGGUGUGCAGUGUUUUGGUGACAGCUGAUCACUCUGGAGGAGGUGUUGAUCGAGCAACAAGCGCACCUUACUCGGUCCAGUACGAGGCGCUCGUAUUUCUGAGUGAAUUUGUCAAACGACUCCAUAGUUUGACGAUUGCAGAUCGGUAUCAACUAGAGCUGAGUGAGCAUAUGAUGGUACUCAUGGACGACGUUUUCAUAACGAUGGACUACGUCUUACAACCAACCUUCAUAUCUUGUGCGGUCCUAGGACUGCUUGGUGACUUUCAAGAACUGCUAAAGUUUUGGGCAAGCCAGAUACAGGAAGACGAGUAUUGUUGUCUGAAAUCGGUGCUUCCAAAGUGGCUCAAGCUGUGUUUGGUGUGGUUACUGCAGUCUUCCUGCACGUCUACGGCAUUGCGACUACUUCAUGACAACGAACAUACAGCUGUGACAAGCCAAAGGGCAUUUAUUGCAGAGUCCAGUAGAUACCCAUUCUUGCAGCAAUGGCUUCUCUACUCAAGUCGCAUGGGGACUGCUUAUCUGAAAGCUUUGCUCACUCAAAGGCAGAGUGCCGGCAAGGACACGUUACAAAUGCCGACCCUUCCUGGUAAACCAUAUUGUUCUGCAAAGCAGCUACUGAGCCGCCAGCAACUUUUUACGAUAUUGGCUGAGCAAGAUGAUGUUAUGAUCGAAGUUCUGAACGGUCUCAUGCAAAUGACGAUCCUUGCGAAUCAUCCCAGUGGUAGUCUCAGCCUCCUUACCCAGUGGUGUCCAUCACUUACUGCGUAUGUAACAGCAGAAUUCGACCCGGACCUACUGUUCGCUGAUCUUGUAGAAAUACUUGGGCGGGACCAUUUGGUGCUACUUGAUCUCCUUGUGUCAAAUGAAACUCAAAUGCUCGAGUAUCUUGUGAGAUAUCUGCGACACCUGAAUACACAUUGGGACGCUAGCAAGCAAAAAUUGCAGGCUUGCGGACGACAAGAAAGUGUGAUGAGUGUACUCAUCCGGCUACGAUUGGAGAUCGAUCGGCUCGUUACUGCCGACUUAUUCCCGUAUAAUGCAGGGCCUCUCGUAAAGCGAAUGAAGGCAAUCGAACAGCUUUACGAGGAGCUGUAA
Peronospora farinosa is the source of this 1509-nucleotide messenger RNA. Lineage: Eukaryota; Oomycota; Peronosporomycetes; Peronosporales; Peronosporaceae. The record is from the annotation of a GenBank genome assembly.